Oryzias latipes (Japanese medaka) is the source of this 1208-nucleotide messenger RNA. RefSeq lists its product as uncharacterized. NCBI's taxonomy places the organism in Eukaryota, Metazoa, Chordata, Actinopteri, Beloniformes, Adrianichthyidae. Gene Ontology annotation, cellular component: basolateral plasma membrane; adherens junction. The record is from RefSeq and is a predicted model, not a curated record. Gene Ontology annotation, molecular function: protein kinase binding. Gene Ontology annotation, biological process: cell-cell adhesion; establishment or maintenance of epithelial cell apical/basal polarity; embryo development.
AUGGCACAGCAGGUGGUGUCUUCUGACUCUCUGCGAGACUGUAGGAAACCUCAUGAAUCCGUCAAGACCAGCGGCCAAAGUUGGACCACUCCAGGCUGUAGCCGGGUGGCAACAAAAAGCUGUCCUCAAGGGAAGCCUCCAGUGUUUCCUCCCAGCAAGGUAGCAUGUGGCCGUUUCUCCGCCGAGGAAUUUGCACCACUCAAGGAGAGGAAAGCAGGCCUGCAGUCUGAGAGCAAAGCUCCACCGUGUCGAUUUCACCAUCAAAGACAUGAAACUCAGGAGAGCAGGACAUUUUCACAUCCCAGGGCUCUUACUGCAGGGUCUGGUCUCCAUGGAGACCCUAUCUACCACACUACCAGGCCAUCAGACGCAGGUUAUGUGAAAUCUGCAGUGACCAAGACGACCCCUCCACAGGAAUCGUUCAUCUCCCAAGUGCCACUGAAAUUACAGAUCGAAGUGUCCGGCCAGAGGGGCAGUUUGGGCAUCAGUAUCGCUGGUGGAAAUGGCUCUCCGCCUUACAAAGACCAGGAUGAGGACAUUUUCAUUUCCCGGGUAGCUGAAGGGGGUCCGUCGGAGAGGGCAGGAAUCCAUGUUGGAGAUAGAUUGCUUGAGGUCAACGGCCUAAGCAUGCAGGGGGCCACUCACCAAGAGGCUGUCAGCGCCCUCAGGAAUGCUGGGAGCUGCAUUAAAAUGAUGGUUCUCAGAGAGAGGCUGCCUCCCCUGGAGAUGACUGACCUGGACGUGCUUCAGGAUCCUUCAGACCAGCAGCUGGACGGCGUGGGCUGUCUGUUCAGGAAGACUCAGGCAGUCAUCUGUAACGGCGGUGUUACUUCUGACUCUCAGCAGGACCGUCACAGAAUCAGCAGGUCUGAUACAGAGGUAUCAAAUGAAGACUCAUUCCCACGUGGCCAACACACAAUGACUAUCCCCUGGAUCAUCCUCACUCAUCCUUCCACCUCGGAUGAAGAUGUGGAGCUGCUGACACAGAUCCCCAGCCGAGAAACGCGUGGGGACAUUCCCAGUCCUGACAGGAGUGUGUUCUCUGACUGUUUUGACAAGGCUUGAUGGAGAACUGGGCAGUCCUCCUUUUUGUCAGAAGUGAAGCAUCUUUUAAAAGGUUAUUGAAGACUUUUCUCAAGAAAUAUUGCACUGUGAAAAGCUCUUUUUUUACUGCUAAAAGAAAAUUAUUUAUAUAUAUAUAUAUAUAU